This is a messenger RNA of Sabethes cyaneus, 5710 nucleotides long. RefSeq lists its product as uncharacterized. The coding region runs from base 1593 to 5210 and encodes 1205 amino acids. Gene Ontology annotation, molecular function: calcium ion binding. The transcript is spliced from 7 exons. The record is from RefSeq and is a predicted model, not a curated record. NCBI's taxonomy places the organism in Eukaryota, Metazoa, Arthropoda, Insecta, Diptera, Culicidae.
AAAUCGGUUCUGUCUGGACGGUUUGCUGCCGGUGCCCGCGCCGCGAUACGGUCUUUUUUUUUCGUUUUCUUUAUUGUUAUUUUGCAUUUCUCCUUUGGAGCUCGAUCGCGGAACCACGGCCAUUAAUGGUGCCCGCGCCCGGUUUCGGUGUGUGUGAGUGAUCGGUUCAAGGUGUGUGCGUUGCUUAUCGCAUCCCCGCAUUCGCUGAGCCGUAUACUACUGACAUGAGAAGUUGGCUUUCGCGAAACGUACCGCAAGCAUUUCUCCUUCGAUCAUGUGCACCUGAAUGCUGUACACGAAGGAACAAUAAAUUCCUGUGAUCUGUGCAACGACAGCAGAAGAAGAAAAAAGUAAAACACACACUCACGCUCGUACAUCACCGUCGCCGUCAGCAUCAAGGAAAAGAAAAUAUUUUCACCUGGCAAAGAGAAAGAUGAGUGACGAAACUAAAUCGCCGCCAUAUGCGCUACCUGACGAUGAUAGCCAGGCAUAUAUGGCAUCCGUGCAGAAAUCCUAAAUGUGUGAAAAUGUGAUGGUUCCUAAAGAAAAGAAGUGAUCAAAGUCGCGAAAGUUAGAAAAAAUAAUCUAAAGUUAAGUAAAGAAUCCCCUGGAGCUCGUUAGCUUGUGAUCAGUGUGAGAGUGAGAGGAAUUCAAACGAAAGGAAAAUAUCGCAACAUAAAAAAGUCACCCAGCCAAGAGGUCGAGUCGGGUUCCAGGCAGCAGCGGUCUUAUGCAAAUGGGAAGCUGCUUGUGGUGAUGCUGGCUGGCUGGCUGGCCGUACAGUUUCGAUAAGUGUAGUGGGUGAGUGAUCGAAAGUGAAAGAAACAGCAGAAAGGAGAAAAAGGGAAGUUUAGCACGCGAGAACGUUCGAGGUAGGUGGGACGACCGACGGGGCGAUCGGUGGUGAUCUUACGAGGUAAAAGUGAAACUAUCCAAAGCGAAGGAAUUCGAUCGGGUUCGAAGAAUUGUGUGUGAUUGCUCACGCCGGACAACGAAAAAAGACACAGACAACAAUCACAGCAGCAACAACGGCAGUCGAUUGUACGGCAUUCCCCGGAGCUUUGACUUUUCCACCAGGGCAUCGGUACCAUUCAGAAAGAACAGUGACACCCUCGCUCCGACCACAUUCACUUACCGAGCAGUACCUCGACAAUUCGUUCCAAUGAAGUCCUCGGAAGAUGAUUAUUGGACAACGCGGCGAAAGACGACGAAACAUCAAUUCGAGUGCACCGAUUAUCGCCAUCGAAGAAGCUACCGUCAGCAGUAGUUGCUGUACUGUCUGCUCAGUGUUUGCACCGUCAUCGUUCGCAUCCCGAUUGUGGCUGUAGCCGGCCAACCAACGAACGAACGAAGCAAAAAGAUUGCCAUUAAACCAAAAAAAAUUGUAUAAUAAUAACUAUAUAAAUCAACGAAAACUCGCGGAAGGAAGGAAACCUCGAUUUCAGCAUGAAAUUGUCUCACAAAAGAAUCGUCAGCGAACAAUAAAUCGGAAACGAGAGGGAAAAUUGAUUGAAAGCGAAAUCGGUUCCCCGAUAGAAAUAACAAUAAAAAUUAGUAAAACCUGCAAAGCGGAGAAAAUUUGCAGCACAAAAAUGUCAUCCGCACGAAUUAGUUUAGCGAUGCUCUUUCAGCGGGCGUACCUUUGCGGUCUGAUAGGGCUGCUAGUGGCGGCGCAGCUUAGCUACGUGACUGGUUGUAACUCAGAAGACUGCAGCGAAGCCAUCGCCAGCAAAUCGAAAAGAUCGGCCAUGCCGAUACUGAACGACGUCGGUGGCGUUACGAGAAGCAAAGACUUUCUAAUAUUUGAAAACAAUCAAGUCGAUCAGGACGUUAAGUCGUCGCCGUCGUCAUCGUUGCCUGCACAGACGAGGCAGCGAAGCGGGAAGGAUCUGUUGGAUGAUUCGUUCCAAUUCAACAAGAACGUAGCGAUGAAUCUUACCGGAAAAUCGCCGAAAGCCCCGCCAUUCAUCGUUGCCAAUAAUAUCAACGGUCGACAAAACUCAAACCCGGAUAUUCAGGAUAUUAUAACGGGAAUAGUGAAACUGCUGAAUGGGAAUGUGAAUGUACAUGCCAAUACUCAGCCCACUAGGAGACAUUCGGCUACGAGGAUCAACAACCGAGGCCCUCCAAGAAUAUCCGAAGCUCAACCCGUUCCAAACGAAUAUGAAAUUGACCUGAACGUACCACCGACCUCUUCGAGGCCACCGUACAACUUCGAACGACCGGAAGGCCCGGUUAGACCGUUCCUUACGGGAGUGCCACUCCCGGAACAGAUCGUUCCAUCCAUGCAGCAAACCUACCGGCCCGGAUUCGUAUCCCAGAAUAGGCCCCCGUGGCAAAGACCGAAGCCUAGACCCCCGAUCUCACCCAAUCGUAGGCCAAUGCCACCCUACAAACCUUACCCUACCCAAGUGGACUACGGCAAACCGGACAUGGAGUAUAGCCCGGUAACAGUUGCGCCCAGUGAAAGCAACUCGAUAAGUGAAACGACUGAGAAAUUCCUUCUCGGAGAAGAUGUCGAUUCAGGACCGAAAACACCGGCGACCACAACGACCACCGAAGAAAUUCACGAAACAACUACCGAUGCGAUCGUCGAGGUUGAAGAAAGUCCAUUAAAAAAACCGGCAAAGAAAAUCGAUAAACACAACACCAAAACUACAACAAUUUCGGAAGUUCGUUACACAAUUGAAACGGCGACCAGUUCGAAUACCGAAAUCAAUCCAUCGCCAACCUCUCCGAUUCCAUUCCAAACCGAAGUGCCAAGCGUCUACGAGAUAAACUCGAUCGAAUAUCUUCCUUCAGGGAAAGAAACGACCGAAAGCUACUUGCUUGAACCGUCGACCAGCGAAGAAACUUCAACCCUAUCCAAGGAGUCCAUCACUCCAACGCAAUCGAUAUUAUCGACAACGAUCUCAACUAGCACUACCGCGAGUUCAUCAACAGCUUCAUCCACCAUUGCAGACAUUCAUCCCAGCAGUGAAGAAACAACGAGUAGCUCUGCCACUCCGACGCCGUCACCAACAACGACACCAACUAUAACAACAACAACUACUUCCCAUUCAACGACCACAGACUACCGAUUCCAUCCACGUCCGGGUAUCGUUCUCGACGAUCCUGACUUCAAACCCGGUGGUAACCAUCCAAUGCGCACGCAAAACCUAUACGUCUCAAAGCCUGAGAUUCACUCGUCCACCGGAGUGCAACUGCCAAACUACGGAGAAAUAUUCGACGUAACGCUAUCCGCUAUCCAAGGUCCGGCUGGUUCCGGUUCGAAGCAAACAGUUAAACUGCCAAAUCCUUACUACAACCGACCACAAAACAAUAACAACAACAACAAUAAUAACGACCAACAGCAGGAGGCAAGCAUCAUCCUGACGGCAAGUGGAAACGAAGGAUUCGUUUCGAUCGACGGCAAACGAUCCUAUAUAGAUCUAUUCGGUGAUUCAAAAACGGCACCGCCAACGCUCACCAGUAGCGAACAGAUUCAUCCGACGAAAACACUCAGCCUCGGAAUAACCGGAACCGGCUACGCAGUAGCCGAAACGGAACCACCGGCUUCCCAAUCGCCGGCGGACCUUGCAUCGCCCCAUUCACCGGCACCGUCCCAGCAAUCGCCACCGCACCGUCCGGUGCACCAUCGACCCAAGUACCCGCUGCCACCGGUUCGCAUUGAUACCUGUAUCGUGGGUGACGACACGACCUGCGAUCAGGCGCAGAAUGAACGCUGCAAAACCGAGAACGGCGUUUCCAGUUGUCACUGUCGGCCCGGGUUUGCGCGACGAAAGCAUCGCGAACCCUGCCGACGGAUCGUGUCACUAAUGCUGUCGAUGCGGGUCGAUAAGAUCUACGAACGACGAAUUCAGUGGGAUAGUUUGCUAGCGAGUCGGGAAAGUGAGCGUUUCCAGCAGCUGAGCUACGAAGCUGUGCGGGCGAUGGAUUCCGCCAUGUCGAUGACACCGUUUUCCGACGAAUUCAUGGAGGCCCGUGUGAACGGCAUCUUCACCACCAAUCCGGCCUCGCAGGGGCUGAAGGGAGUGUUCGUAAACUACACCAUCAGUCUGGAUGAAAAUGCGGAAACCUUACGACCCCAGCUGAAAUCGGACAUCCAGCGGCACCUGCUGGGUGUGAUUCACCGGCGUAAUAAUAAUAUAGGAAAUUCUGCACUGUACGUGGACAGUCCUACGGGGGCCGUUUCGAGCGUGCAAGACGUGGAUGAGUGCACGUCGGAUGAUCUGAACGAUUGCGACGAGGAGGCCACCUGUACCAACAUGUUUGGGACGUUCCGGUGCGAGUGCGGAUAUGGUUUUCGGGAUCCGUGGGCGGAUCAGCCGCAACGAGCGGGACGCGAGUGUCUGUCCUGUCCGGACUCGUACUGCAACAACCGGGGCACCUGUAUGUAUGACAAUGCUAACAAUAAGCAGAUUUGCAAGUGCUUGGGAAGCUACUACGGGACGCAGUGCGAAAUCGACGGCGAGGUGCUAGGAGUGGCCGUCGGCGCGUCGGUCGCUGCGGUGGUGAUCAUUGUACUGACGCUGAUCUGUUUGAUUAUGUGGAGCCGCAAAUGGCAACGUGAGCACAAGAACGCCAUGGGCAGCCCCGUAUUCGGUUACAUGGGAGGUGGCCAGGUCAAGACGCCGGUAAUGGGCCAAGCCCCCUAUCAGGUUACGCUGGAGGAUCGCAUGCGGUGGGCCCAGAUAGCGGACGUGAUGGCACAAGCAAACCAUUAUGCGGCCGAACCAGUGGCACCGCCACGGCCGGGCUCGGCUAUGUUUGGCUAUCCGACAAUGCAAACCAUCGGCAACAUGAACACGCUGAGCAUGCACGGAACGCUGCCACCGAUGCACGCCGGAUCGCUUCCGCCGGUUCCUCUUCCAAGUCCAAUGAACUUCUAUCCCAACAGAGGACUGGGUCUCAAUCGGAACGGCAUGCGCACGCUGGAAAAUUCGAGCUCCAGCGAGGAGGAAGACCGGGCGGACUUGCUCGGCAGAAACUUCAACGUGCCGCGCCCCAAGAGCCGAAGUAAUGCCAGCGUUACUUCUGGAAUCUACUACGACGUAGACUACGCUCCGACCGGAGCCGAGCAGCUGUACGGUAUGGGAAGUACCCUCGGCGGGAGCACACCGGUGCCGAGCUCGAAAGGACAGAGUAACAUACCAAUGAGUACCUACACAUCGAACAGCCGACCGGUGCAGACUACUUAUUACAAGUGAAAAUAUAGUUUCAUUAAUUCUUAAACAAUAAUACCUACCUAUGAUGACAGACGAACAAAUCCCAGUGUAAACCAGCUUGAGAGUGUUCAUCCAGAAGAAUUUGAUUCGGAACACUAAGCUUAAGGAAUCUCAGAGACUGUGGAGAAUUGUAAAGCCAGCAAACGUUCAUAUUUCCGCAAAUUUUAGUUUUAUACGUUAGACUUGUAUAAUCACUAAAAUUCUAUAAAUAGAAGAAAAUUUCUGUUAGAUAGAUUUAUCUUUGAUUCGGCAAAUGAAACAAGAAAAAAACGUUGUACAGAACGCGAAAUUUAGCUGUAAGUGCGUGAAUACAUGAUAGAGAAAAACAAAAGUAUAAGUAGGAAAUAGAAACAAGUUUUAGGUUAAGUAUUAGAACCACAUGCCUGAGCUCGAAGUUGACGAACAGCAGAACAGUACUUUUCCCUGUAGUGUUUAGUUGGAAACAAAAAGAUAUUGCAGCUAGUAUUAUACUAAUAAAAAGC